CGGAGCUCUCUAACCAGCUAUAUUUAUCUUGUAGCUGCAUACACACACACACGUACACACACACACACGUACACACACACACACACACACACACACACACACACACACACACGCACAUAUUCGCGAGCGGUUUGUCAAUGAGAGUGGGGCAGUUGGCCAGAAGCCCGUGACUGCAGAAACUUUGUUCCGUCCUCUCUUGACUUUCAGCUCCGAGUGCAGAUAACAGGGUCUUGCUGCAGAAGAGCAAGACGCUGGCCCCCUGAGGGCUCCAGGAGGUAUUUGCUUCACUCCAGGGGAAAGACAGGGGCUGGGUACCAGGUGCGGGAGCAGAUCCCUGGGUGGAAUGGAGUUCCCCAGGGGCCCCAGGCUUGCCAUGGAAGAAGGUCUCAGGAGAUUAGAAGAGGAGGAAGAGGGUGAUAAUAGCAGCAAUGUGGUACCGCAGGAGCUGGAUUGGCUGCAAUUGUACCUCAGCCCGUUACCUGAUGGCUACAUGAAGGCAAAAUUCACCCUGUCAGCCUACCUGGCAUGCUGGCUCAUUCUGAAGCUGUGCAAGAAAGCCUAUGAACAAAGACCUCAUUCAUCCAAACAGACGCCAGAACCAGCAGAACCCUACACAGGUGAUGUUGAAUUGGAAGACAACCAGCUCCUCUCUGCUACAGUGGAUGUAGACAAGCAAAGGCUGAGCCAGGAAACUGAUGAGGAUUAUUUUGAGACCCAGUCUCAUCAGAGUGAGUGUCCAUCAGAUGUAAAAACUGAGCCAUUUGAGAGCGCUUCUGAUACCGACUCACUGCCCAGUGACAUCACAGCAGAAACCUACUCCAGUCCAUAUCUCCUGGCUUGUGAGAAAGAAGCAGUAUGCGAUGUGUCUUCAGAUGUUGGGGCAGCCAAUUCCCCUCAGGAAUUUCAUCUGGCUGAUGCUCAGGGGCUUGGGUCAGAGCAACAGGUGAAAUUGCCUCCUGACUUAAAGGGAUCUACAUGCAGAGGUGAAAUUAUAUUCUCUGCAGGAACUGAGAAAGGACAGACAGAAGAGACAGAAUGGUCCAGCCAGAGCAGGACCCCGAGUUGCCUUUUGAAUCUCUGCUUGUGACCAUCCCU
Phascolarctos cinereus (koala) is the source of this 1095-nucleotide messenger RNA. NCBI's taxonomy places the organism in Eukaryota, Metazoa, Chordata, Mammalia, Diprotodontia, Phascolarctidae. The record is from RefSeq and is a predicted model, not a curated record.